Messenger RNA from Prorocentrum cordatum, 365 nucleotides. The record is from the annotation of a GenBank genome assembly. NCBI's taxonomy places the organism in Eukaryota, Dinophyceae, Prorocentrales, Prorocentraceae.
AGGAGCCCCCGCGGCACGACGGCCAGCUCGCGUCGACGACCAGCGCCUGGAAGGAGGCGGAGGCGCAGACGCAGAGGCUGAAGCUCAGCGUGGGCCUCUCGCCCGGCUCAAGGCUCGAGAAGUCGAUGCUCGAGACCUCGCCGCUCCUGUCUAGAACCAGGGGCAGCCGCGCGAGCGCCCCGUCCUGGCGCGCGUCGGGUGCGCCCGAGACCAUCGCCAAGAUAGCCCUGGAGAACGGCCGGUCGGAGUCGGCGGAGCGAGAGCAGGCGCGGCAGCGCGCGGACAGGCUGAUGAGCGCGCUGUUCACGCUGCGGAGGUCGAACGAUCCCCGUCCAGAAGAGCUUUCGCUGUGGCCGCACCUCCAA